UUAUCAGGUGAUUAAAAAGACAAUUGUCUCUGCAUUUUGGUCCACGUGUUUGAAUUUUGACCGGUUGUUCUUUUUUUAUUUUUUUUUUCAAUUCGAAUAACUCACGGAUCAAGUUAUGUUGAACUUUCAUGUUUCGAUCAUUUUUUUACCAUGUAUUCUUCAUUGCUAACACAAUUUCAUUUCAAUCUUUGUUCUCGGACUUCCUAAUUAUAAGAAAUAUAGCUUAUCGCCGUAAUUAUUCUAUAAAUAUUUCUCGACAAUGUUUCAUCAAUUGCAGUUUAUACGUCAGUUCAACGGUGGUACUUCAGUUCUACGUCGUCUAAUUUUCUAUCGGAUUGUUCGAUUUUGGGGAAAAGUUGCGCAUUUGGUGAGUCUGGGGGUCCGCUGCGACCUCAGGGCAUAACAAGGUGUUUCCCCUCUUCAAGAAAAACUUUGAGCUACCCGACGGUUUAUCGUCCAGCGCAUUGUUUCAAUUAUAAAUUUUAAUAAUCACUACGGUACAGACUACUGAAAUUAUGCUGCAACUGAUAUGCGAACAUCAGGUUUGACCGUAUAGGUGUAUGAUGAGGUGCGUAUAAUCUUCACCGGCGAGAAUAAAUUAUUGUUGAAGAAUUACUCGGCAACUACUUAGCAGUAUUUCCGCAUUUAUGAUAAGCACUUUAGAUAGAAUACUGAAUAAGUAGGCCACAUUAAAGGUAUAGGCUUGCCUUUUUGAUAAUGCGAGAAUUUAUAGAGACGCAUACUUCCUCGAAGCACGCGUUCGAGCCUUUAAAUACUCCUCGUCUCAUUUUAAGCAGUUCACUAAUUUACUAGGCCCUAUAGUGCCGCAAUCUUCUUACCACCUAUAUCUCUUCGAAUUGGAGAGAAAAGAAAAGCCAGCUAGUUCUGUCAUAUCGCUUCGAUCAAACAAACCGAUCACAACAUAAUGGCAAUAACAGAAAUUUUCAUAUCAUCAAUCAUUCUAGUACUCGUCGUCCCAGGACGCACAGAGUACUCGAGGAGUGCAGUCAGUCGCCAAUUGCGCGAAAAAUACAGUGGCUAUGGGGAAGACUGGAUCUUCAUGCCGGAUGGAAAUGGUCAACCACAGGUCGCUGUUCUGAAAGGACAUACAACGGAUAGUAGGUCCUUUUUCGAAGAGGAUGACGUUACAUUUAUACUGUAUAUUCGAAAUGGGCCAAUAAAUGGCACGGUGCUUCCCAUUAAUGAUACUGAAACUUUGAAAGAAUCUGGUUUCUCUGCUUCACGGAAGACAAAGUGCAUCGUUCACGGUUGGAAAUCCAGCGCACAAGCGUUUUGUGAUAUGAAGGAUGCUUUUUUGCAACACGGUGACUACAACGUUAUCCUGAUAGACUGGGGGCCCUUAGCUGCCAGCACGUUUUACUUAGGACCUAUGUCGAAUACUGGCAGAGUUGGAGAACACGCGGGAAAUUUCAUAGAUUUCCUAGCUCGCGAGGCUGGAUUAAAUACGAAAGACGUUCAUUUCAUCGGACAUUCGUUGGGAGCACAUGUAGCCGGAAAUGCCGGGCAUCACACGACCAUGGGACCUAUAGGCCGUUGCACGGGAUUAGACCCGGCGAUGCCGGGCGUUCAUAUAUUCUCUUCCGAAGAAACCAGAUUGGAUGCAUCUGAUGCGAUAUUUGUUGACAUCAUUCAUUCUUGUGGAGGAGUUUUGGGUUACUUUCAGCCCUUAGGACACGCAGAUUUCUACCCUAAUGGAGGAACGGCCGUGCAACCUGGAUGCUGUUGUGUUCUUGAAUUUCUAGAGAGUUGCAGCCAUGGUAGAUCACACGUCUACUUUACCGAAAGCAUAAGUACAAAGUUUGGAUUUCCGGCAACGAAAUGUUCAGACUGGGACCAUUACACGGGUAAAAAUUGUUCGGAGCCAGAAAUGGCCUAUAUGGGUGCCCAUACGGAUCCUUCUGCAAAAGGUUCUUACUUUUUACACACUAGAGGCGAAAAGCCCCAUGCCUACGGUGUGGACCUCUAUCAAAAUCAAGUUUAGUUUUUAAGGUCGUAAAUUAUUUGAAAAGCACAACUCAUUCUAGUCUCGAUGGGGUAUAACCGCACAUUAGUACAAUUGGUUUUUCCAGUACUCGAAAUAUGAACUAUUUGUCAGGUAAUGCGUUUUACUGUCGUUCAAUAUCGAAAAAAAAAUAAAUAAAUAAAUAAAUGAAUGAAUAAAUCACAAAAAAA
This is a messenger RNA of Athalia rosae (coleseed sawfly), 2193 nucleotides long. Its product is annotated as pancreatic triacylglycerol lipase-like. Lineage: Eukaryota; Metazoa; Arthropoda; Insecta; Hymenoptera; Athaliidae. The transcript has 5 exons. The coding region runs from base 926 to 2002 and encodes 358 amino acids. Gene Ontology annotation, molecular function: lipase activity. The record is from RefSeq and is a predicted model, not a curated record. Gene Ontology annotation, biological process: lipid metabolic process.